This is a messenger RNA of Plasmodium berghei ANKA, 1629 nucleotides long. RefSeq names its product RNA-binding protein, putative. The coding region runs from base 1 to 1629 and encodes 542 amino acids. Gene Ontology annotation, molecular function: RNA binding. Lineage: Eukaryota; Apicomplexa; Aconoidasida; Haemosporida; Plasmodiidae. The record is from RefSeq and is a predicted model, not a curated record. The transcript is spliced from 4 exons.
AUGACUGAUAUACAAAUACAAAAUCAAAAUAAUAAUUUGGGUACUAAUAAAAAAGAAUUUGACCAUAGAUUUGAUGAUAAACCGUUAAGAAUCUUAUGUGUAAAAAACAUACCAAAAGAGACAACCGAAAAUGAAUUAUUAGAAUUGUUUAAACCGUUUGGUUCCAUAGAAAAUAUAAAUCUUAAAGUCAAUAAAAAUGUUGGGCCAUAUGCUAUUUAUGCACAUGUUUAUUUUAGUUCUCCGGAGGAGGCUAAAAGAUGUCUAAAGCAAAUGAAUGGAAAAAUUUUAAAUGGUCGAGCUUUAAGAAUUGAUUACAAAAAAAAUCAUGCAAAAUUAGGUGAUGGAGAAGAAGAUAAUAAUAAUUAUAAUAAUAUGGGAAACAAUAACCUGAAUAACAAUAAUAAAUUUCAUAAAAAGACGAAUCGAACAAAUCAAGUUUAUAACAAUCAGCUUUACAAUAAUCGUUAUGUUAAUAAUAAUAAACGCCCCAUGCGAAAUGGAUUUAUAAUAGGAGAUGGAUUGAUCAACCAACAUGAAACAGACAUAAAUUAUUCUAGAGAGUAUGAACCAAACAAAAGAAUGCGUAUGGGAAAUUUCAAUGACCCCCCAAAUAUAAACAACAUAAAUAAUGAUGCAGAUUUAAAUAAACUAUUAAGAGAAUAUGAAAAUAAAAAAGACUCAAAUAAUAAUGAAGUUGAAAAUAUUAUCCAAACAUUGAUUAAUGGAAUGACACAUAAAAUGCCAAGAGUAAAAUUAUUUUUGUGUGAUCAUUUGAGAAAAUGUGUUCAGCAUGUUUUUAAUAGGCCUUGUAUAAAUAUAACAAAUAAUAAUAAUUUAAACAACUUAACCAAUUUAAAUAACAUUCCUUUUCCUGGGCCUAACCAUGAACAUAAAAACAAUAUUAUAUCGAAUUUACAAAAUUAUCAAAGUAUUAACGAAUUUGAAAAAGAAAAAAUAUACAACAAUAGUAAUACCAUUUUGUGGAAAGGAGUUCUUGAAAUGAAAAACAAAGACAGCUUAAGCAUUAAUGCAUAUGGAUUAAAUGGUGAUGUAAAUAAUUUCUUAAAUAAUAAUAUAAAAAAUAUAAUAAUUAGCCACAGAAAAAAAAUGAAAAAUUUACCGAAAAUUGAAGCCAUUUAUCAUUUUGAAAUACAAAAUGAAAAAGAUAUAAAUAUUUUUGAAUCAUAUAAAAAUUAUUUUAAUAAUAAAGAUAGAGUUGGUUUAGCAUCAGCAAAUGAAAAUUGGCAUUUUUAUAUUAUAUUCCCUGGGACACCAAUAUUUAAUGAAAUUCUAAAUGCCAAUAAUAAUAUUCAAACAAAUUUCAAUAACACCUUUAUAGGCGUUGUAUCAUAUAAUCCUCAAAUAUUAGAAAGAAAUAUUCCAAGAAAAAUAAAUCCUUCCCACGAUGAUGCGCCAAUUAUUAACACGCCUCCUCCUACUAAUAAUAAUAACAAUAGUAAUAAUAAUAACAAUUUUCCAAACAACUUUCCAAACAAUACUGAAGAACAUAAAAAUAGUGAGUCCGAAAUAAAUACCAAUGAUCAAACUGAAAAUGAUGAUAAUAAAAAUGAGUUACCAAAUUGGCUGAAUCAAUUUAGCUCUCUAGCAGCAUAUCUUGUCAAAAAAUAA